AUGCCGUUCGGCUGCGUUGCAAGCUGGAGACUGUUGCAGGGUUUGGAUGCAGAUGUAGAGAUCCUCGCCAGCCAAGAAACGGAGAAGAUUGACUCCGUCUUCUCAUCCCGAAAGAAGGAAGCUCUCGUCCCUCGGAGCACGCGGACGAGGGAACGCGACCGCCGAAUCCUCCGACGAGAAUCCCGAACUCGCUCGGCAGCGACAUAUGGGAGUCGGGGCCGGGCGCCCCGCCAGCCGGCCCACCCCCCCCCCCACGGACGCUGCUCGCUGACCCCAGACGGCGGGGAUGAGCGCAUCGGGGCGGCACGCUCAGCGCGCGACGCCACGCCGCGCGCCUUCAGCCUCGCGCCCGCUCCGCUUGCCUCUCCAGAGCGCUCCGAGCCCAGGCUCUCCUGCUCCACGUUUGUCCCAGCGGCAGCAGCAGCGGCGGCAGGGAGGACGCACCUUCCUGCUGGGGAGGUGGAGGAGCAGCCCCCCCGCGCCCCCGUCAAGCACCGACACGACCAGGCAUUCCUCAGCAGGAGAAGAGAACGGCAACAGAGUCUCCCGUCUCCACCCACCCCUCCCUCUCACCCCCCACCCCCACCCAGACCUCCUCAAGACACCAGCGAGGCUCCUUCAGGGCCGCUCUGCGCCCCGCCCCGUCACGUCGAGCACGGGGUUGACCCGCAGCCUGCCCGCGCGGCGGUGGUUGGGGACCUGUCAGGUGGUACCAAUGGGAAGCUGGACCGCACCAUAGCAGAGGAGCGUCUGCGGCAGGCGGGGUCUCCGGGAAGCUACCUCAUCAGGGAGAGCGACCGUCGACCCGGCUCCUUCGUCCUGUCCUUCCUCAGCAUGACCAGCGUGGUCAACCACUUCAGGAUCAUCGCCAUGUGCGGGGACUACUACAUCGGCGGGCGGCGGUUCUCCUCUCUCUCGGACCUGAUUGGUUAUUACAGCUACGUGUCGUGCCUGCUGAAGGGGGAGAAGCUGCUGUCCCCGGUGGCGCCGCCUGAGCCCGUAGAGGACAGGAGGAGAGUGCGAGCCAUCCUUCCAUACACCAAAGUACCAGAAACCGAUGAGAUCAGCUUCCUGAAAGGGGACAUGUUUAUCGUUCACAAUGAGCUGGAUGACGGCUGGAUGUGGGUGGCCAACGUGCGCACGGAGGAGCAGGGCCUCAUCGUGGAUGACCUGGUGGAGGAGGUGGGGCGGGAGGAGGACCCACACGAGGGGAAAAUCUGGUACCACGGGAAGAUCAGCAAGCAGGAGGCCUACAACCUGCUCAUGACAGUUGGUCAGGUGUGCGGUUUCCUGGUGCGUCCGUCUGACAACACGCCCGGAGACUACUCCCUCUUCUUCCGCACCAACGAGAACAUCCAAAGAUUUAAGAUAUGCCCCACCCCCAACAACCAGUACAUGAUGGGGGGGAGGUACUAUAACCGUGUGGACGACAUCAUAGACCAUUACAAGAAGGAACAGAUCGUGGAGGGAUACAACCUGAAGGAUGCUGUCUCCGUGCAGCACCAGGAACAAGUCCUCUCCGACCUCGUGGACGGGAAGGAGAUUUAUAACACUAUCAGACGGAAAACGAAAGACGCUUUCUACAAAAACAUCGUCAAGAAAGGCUACCUCCUAUUCAACAAAGGCAAAGGCAAGCGAUGGAAGAACCUGUACUUCAUCCUGGAGGGCAACGACGCCCAGCUCAUCUACUUUGAGAGUGAGAAGCGAGCCACCAAGCCCAAGGGGCUGAUCGACCUGAGCGUGUGCUCCGUCUACGGCGUGCACGACAGCAUGUUUGGCAGGCCAAACUGUUUCCAGAUUGUGGUGCAGCACUUUAGCGAGGAGCAAUACAUCUUCUACUUUGCAGGGGAGACUCCCGAACAGGCUCAGGACUGGAUGAAGUGCCUGCAGACGUUCUGCAGUAACCUCCGGAAACCAACCCAGCCCACGCCCAACAAGAGACUCAGACAGGUGAGCAGUCUGGUUCUGUACGUGGAGGAGGCCCACAAGCUGCCCGUCAAGCACUUUGCCAGCCCCUACUGCAACAUCCACCUCAACAACGUCCAGGUGGCCAAGACCCACCCCCGCGACGGCCAGAACCCCGUCUUCACCGAGGAGUUCAUCUUCGAUGACCUGUCCAGUGAAAUCAACAGGUUUGAGAUCAGCCUGUGCAACAAGACGAAGAAGAGCAAGGAGUGUGACAUCCUGUUCAUGCGCUGCCAGCUGAGCCGUCUCCAGAAGGGUCAGAUGAUCGACGAGUGGUUCCCCCUGAGCUCCUACGUCCCCCUGAAGGGCAUCGAGCCGGGGAGCCUGCGGGUGCGCGCCCGCCACUCCAUGGAGAAGAUCAUGCCCGAGGAGGAGUACAGCGAGUUCAAAGAGCUGGUCCUGCUGAAGGAGUUCCAUGUGAUCUACGCUCUGGCCCACGUUUGCGGGCAGGACCGCACCCUGCUGGCCAGCAUCCUGCUGCGCAUCUUCAGGCACGAGAAGUACGAGGCGCCCCUGCUGAGGACCCUCAACGACCGGGAGAUCAACAUGGAGGACGAGGCCACCACUCUGUUCCGGGCCACCACGCUGGCCAGCACCCUGAUGGAGCAGUACAUGAAGGCCACGGCCACGCCCUUCGUCCACCACGCCCUCAAGGACUCCAUCCUGAAGAUCAUGGAGAGCAAGCAGUCCUGCGAGUUGAACCCCUCCAAGCUGGAGAAGAACGAGGAUGUGAACCUGAACCUGGCCCACCUUCUCAACAUCCUGUCUGAGCUGGUGGAGAAGAUCUUCAUGGCUGCCGAGAUCCUGCCACCGACUCUGAGGUUCAUCUACGGCUGCCUGCAGAAGUCGGUGCAGCAGAAGUGGCCGGCCAACACCACCAUGAGGACCCGCGUGGUCAGUGGCUUCGUGUUCCUGCGCCUCAUCUGCCCCGCCAUCCUCAACCCCAGGAUGUUCAACAUCAUCGCCGACCCGCCGUCCUCCACCGCGGCCCGCACCCUCACCCUGGUGGCCAAGUCUGUCCAGAACCUCGCCAACCUGGUGGAGUUUGGUGCCAAGGAGCCCUACAUGGAGGGAGUCAACCCCUUCAUCAAGAACAACAAGCACAGGAUGAUCAUGUUUCUGGAUGAGUUAGGGAACGUUCCGGACCUCCCGGAAGUCACCGAGCACUUUAGGACGGACCUGUCCCGGGACCUAGCGGCGCUGCACGAGGUGUGCGCCACGCACUCGGACGAGCUCCGCACCCUGAGCAACGAGCGGGGGGCCCAGCAGCACGUGUUGAAAAAGCUGUUGGCCAUCACCGAGCUCCUGCAGCAGAAACAGACUCACUAUGCCAUGUCGAACAGCAACAGGUAGUAGCACACUCCUCGCUCCCUCCAUCCCUCCUCCGUCUCCCCGGGAGACACACGGCGGGACCCGGCAUGCUCCACCCUCAUCACCAUGGCAACCCCCCACCACCGCCGCCGCCAACCACCCACCCACCCUCCCUGCCCAUCCCCCACCCUCCCUCCCAUCCCCUCCUCCCCCGUCGCCGCCAGAACUAUGCAACAGCAACCACCAAGUCAGUACCUAAAGAGGAGACCAGAGACUGCCCGUACACACAGGUCCCUUUAUUCUUUCGCUUUUCGAUUUCUCCUCUUCCCGUACGCACCGUGUUCAUGAUUCUAACGACUCGGGGGCCAUAUAUCAUUCCCUUCCUCAUAAGGGUCCAGGAAUCUCUAAAGAAAAUAAAGAAUAAAUACAACUCUUUACGUACCCAAGAUGUGUGUUCUGACAGCACAGGUUGCCAAAGUGUCCCCCCCCCCUUCUCCCUCUUAAGUAUGAUGUCAGCUCACUGACAUGAAGCUAGUCCUCCGUUUUCUUAUAACUGGAUUAUGAGCAAUAAUGCUUUUUAUACUGUAAUUUGUGACUUAUUUUAUGGUCGUGACAAUAUCCACCAAGUGCUGAAACUAGUAUUUCCUUUCUGUUCUUUUUUUUCUCCUUUUCUUUGUAUUUUAGAUUGGAAAAAUUCUUGCAUAAAGUAUGGUUAUUUUAUAUCAAAAAUAAAUUCUCUUGCUGGAAUCAUGAGUAUAUAAUUGAGACAAACAGAAUUUUUCCAAUUUAUCACCCAUUUUGAUUGUUUGUUUGGUUCAGUCUUCCUUCUCAAUGCCAGACAAGAGACAUAAUCACAGAAACCAAGUUAAUGAGUGUUUACAGCAGUGGAUCUAUGAAUAGUACAGAAAUGUAUCAGACAUGCAUGCACUUAUUAAAACGUUCUUUUGUAAAGUA
Messenger RNA from Osmerus eperlanus (European smelt), 4230 nucleotides. RefSeq names its product RAS p21 protein activator (GTPase activating protein) 1a (gene rasa1a). The transcript is spliced from 27 exons. The coding region runs from base 1 to 3318 and encodes 1105 amino acids. The record is from RefSeq and is a predicted model, not a curated record. NCBI's taxonomy places the organism in Eukaryota, Metazoa, Chordata, Actinopteri, Osmeriformes, Osmeridae. Gene Ontology annotation, molecular function: protein binding. Gene Ontology annotation, biological process: regulation of GTPase activity.